Messenger RNA from Rotaria sp. Silwood2, 942 nucleotides. The record is from the annotation of a GenBank genome assembly. NCBI's taxonomy places the organism in Eukaryota, Metazoa, Rotifera, Eurotatoria, Philodinida, Philodinidae.
AUGUCAAUUCCAUUAAAUUCAAUUGAUUGUCCAUGUUUAACAAAUGAUUGUCUUCAGACUCUAAUUCAAGAGUAUUCAAUACAUACAACAAAUGAUUUUGCUUUAUGGUUAAUAAAACCUCUAGAUAAAAAUAAACAUUUAUCAUCAAAAACAAUUGAAUGUAUUCAAUCAUGUAUUAUAGCUCAUACAGCAAAUAUUCAAUAUCGACAAAUAUCUAAUAGAAAUUUAUAUAAAUUAAAUUAUUCGUUAUUUGAUAAUGAAAAUAUAUUAAAAACUAAAUGUCAUUUAAUAUUUAUUUAUGAAUAUUUUAAUCAAAAUCAAUGGAAUAAAUUUUUUAAUAUAUUUUUACUUCGUUUAUUUCUUGAAAAUGAAUCAUUGAAAAUAAAUUAUAUAAAUACAAAUAUAAGUUUAUUUGAUUUAAAUUAUUUUUAUAAUCAUUAUUGUUGUUUAAAUGAAAAAAUAUUUCUACAACGAAAUAAUUUAUUUGAAAAAUUCUUUUUUUUUAAUCAAUGUUUUGAUUUAGAAACAUUUGAAAAUCAAUUAAAUUCUAUUGAAAAUAAUCAAAAUUCAUUUCAAAUAUUAAUUAUUGAUGAUUUUUUUUCAUUAAUUAAACCAUAUUUAAGUCUUGAUAGACGUAUGAAAGGAAAAAUUCUUCAAUUAACAUAUCGAUUAAAUCGUCUUGCACAAAAACAAUCAAUAUUAAUUAUUAAUGGAAUUAUUUUAAAUACAAAAAAACGAAUAAAAAAUGUUCAAGAAAAUUUUCUCGUCAUAGAUGAUAUACGUUUUGAUUCAUUUCAUGCUGAUAAAUAUAUUUUAUUUCAAUCAUUAACAACAAUAGAAAAAGAUAUUUAUAUUACAAAUCUUAAUAAGAAAAAUCAAGAUAAACAUUCAAUCAUAUCAAAAUUUGAUCUUGAUGAUUGGAUGAAUACAAAUGAUGGGUGA